Messenger RNA from Leucoraja erinaceus (little skate), 5528 nucleotides. RefSeq names its product contactin-4-like. The transcript has 25 exons. Gene Ontology annotation, biological process: brain development; cell-cell adhesion. Lineage: Eukaryota; Metazoa; Chordata; Chondrichthyes; Rajiformes; Rajidae. The coding region runs from base 573 to 3671 and encodes 1032 amino acids. The record is from RefSeq and is a predicted model, not a curated record. Gene Ontology annotation, molecular function: cell-cell adhesion mediator activity.
UUUAUGCAUGAACAUGUGGAAUGCAUAAUAGGAAGAUAUACUGUUAGUGAGAUUGAUGUUUGUGUCAAAAUAAAGCAGGCUUGUGCUUUAACAUAAUGCUUCUGACAAUGACAAACUACAAGGAGCUAUUAGGAUUUUCUAAUCUUAAUCUCUGUUAGGGUAUCCAGUUAAGAACAGCUGAAGAUCUUGCUGUGUGUUCAUGUGAUUCCUGUGCUAAUUGUGUAGGUGCUUCGGGAAAUGCGUUUGAGAAGCACUGUACUUCCUGAUUAGUGCCAGUGAACAGACACACAGCGUACAGUGUAUAGCAGUUAAGUGUCUGGUCCCAGCUGAGAAAAUGGUUCCAUUAUCUCCCAGCUGUAUAGACAAAUCAUAAGGGCCUGUUAUGCGUGGGUGAUCAGUGCAGUGGAGGCAGUGACUUGCUAUGAGGCUGAACCUCUGUUUGUUGUAACAGCAAGUGGAGAGGAAACUGAUCAUUUUCACCAUUUAGUUUGAUUAGAGGUUGUACCUUGAAAAGGAAGUCUUCUAUUAACUGGUGACUGCACGAGAGGCUUAUUUGCCCUUGGCAACUAAAGAUGAUGUUGCUAUGGAAACUGCUGUUACUGCUAUCAUUCAUUGGCUGCCUAGCAGAGAAUGGCAAGCCGCACGGGCCAGUUUUUAUCCAUGAGCCAGAUGACAUUGUGUUUCCCGUGGACUCUGAAGAAAGGAAGGCCACGUUAAACUGUGAAGCAAAAGGGAAUCCAACACCACAUUACAGAUGGCAAAGAAAUGGCACAGAUUUUGACAUAAGCUUGGAUUACCGUUAUAAUUUGAUUGGUGGCAGUCUGGUGAUCAAUAACCCAGUUAGGACUCAAGAUUAUGGAACCUACCAAUGUUUUGUAACAAAUUCGUUUGGCACAAUCGUGAGCAGAGAAGUGAAGCUUCAGUUUGCAUAUCUUGAAAACUUCAAAGGGAAAUCGAGAAAUAACGUGUCCGUCCGAGAGGGGCAAGGCGUUGUGUUGCUUUGUGGUGCUCCAUCACAUUCUACAGAACUGAAGUAUGCUUGGAUAUUUAAUCAAUUUCCAACUUUUGUGGAGCAAGACAAUCAUCGCUUUGUGUCUCAAAAAACCGGUAACUUAUACAUAUCGAAAGUGAAGGUUUCAGACGUGGGUGCUUAUAUCUGCGAGAUAGAGAACACAGUAACUAAUAAAAGAGUUCUGAGCCCACCCACUCCCUUGGUACUGCGGACUGAUGGGGUAAUGGGUGAAUAUGAACCUAAGAUUGAAGUCCGUUUUCCAGAAAUAGUUUUUGCAGCCAAAGGAUCAACAGUGAAACUGGAAUGUUUUGCUCUGGGAAAUCCAGUUCCCGCAAUCAGCUGGAGAAAAAUUGGUGGUUCAUUUUCUGACAAGGUCAAAGCAAACAAGACAUUUGGUGUGCUUGAAAUCCCAAACUUUCAGCAGAAGGACUCAGGCACAUAUGAAUGCACUGCUGAAAAUUCAAGAGGAAAGAACACGGCAAGAGGACAGCUGGUUUUUUAUGCACCACCUUGUAUUCUGAAGAAAGGUCUCGAUCCAUUCAGUGUCCAAAGAAGGAUCGAAGAAAGUCUUCAGUGGGUUUGCAAGGCAAAUGGGGACCCGAAACCUUCACACAGAUGGCUGAAGAACGGUGAACCCCUCAUGAAGGAGGAGAGAAUUCGGGUGGAAAAAGGAGCACUUACUAUCCCUGCUGUUAACUUGUCCGAUUCUGGCAUGUAUCAAUGCCUGGCUGAAAACAAACAUGGAGUAAUUUACCUCAGUGCUGAGCUCAGAGUUUUGGCAUCGGCUCCCGAUUUCUCAAUGAGCCCCUUGAAGAAAUUAAUAGCUGUUAGCGUGGGUGGUGAGGUCAUCAUUGAAUGUAAACCAAAAGCUUCCCCGAGACCAACCUUCGCUUGGAUGAAAGGAAAUGUCAUUCUGCAAGAAAAUGAAAGAAGAAUUAUCCUGGAGGAUGGUAGUCUCAGAAUAGCUAACGUGACAAAGAAAGAUGGCGGACACUACGCUUGCAUUGCUCGGAAUUACUUUGGGUCAUCCAACAGCACAGGAACAUUGAUGGUGAAAGAUCCAACAAGAAUUACCAUUCCACCUUCGGACAUGGACGUCACAGUGGGUGAAAGUACAAUCUUACCAUGCCAAGUCUCUCAUGAUCCUUCACUGAGUGUUGAAUUUGCAUGGUCUUUUAAUGGACAACUUAUAGACUUCAGAAGAGAUAGAGAUCAUUUUGAAAAGGUCGGAGGGCAGGGAUCCUCUGGUGAUUUGAUGAUCAGAAACAUUCAGCUUAAGCAUGCCGGCAGAUUUGUCUGCAUGGUCCAGACUACUGUGGACAGUGCAUCAGCUGCAGCUGACUUGAUUGUCAGAGUUCCACCAGGUCCGCCAGGGGGUGUGAUAAUGGAGGAGAUCACAGAUACAACAGCUCAACUCUCUUGGAGCCCCGGUAUUGACAACCACAGCCCAAUCUCAAUGUACACUGUGCAGGCAAGGACUCCCUUUUCAGUGGGUUGGCAAGCUCUCAAAACAGUUCCUGACAUCAUUGGUGGUGAUGCUGUAACAGCAACUGUGAUCGACUUAAGUCCAUGGGUGGAAUAUGAAUUCCGAGUUGUUGCUAGCAACAGCAUUGGUAUUGGGGAACCAAGCUUGCCAUCUGAAAAAUCCAGGACGGAAGAAGCCCUUCCUGAAGUAGGUCCAGCUAACGUAAGUGGGGGAGAUGGCAGCCGAUCAGAACUGGUAAUAACUUGGGAGCCUGUUCCGGAAGAGUUGCAAAAUGGUGAGGGCUUUGGAUAUGUGGUUGCUUUUCGACCGGCUGGAGCCACAAGUUGGAUGAAGGCGGCAGUAACAUCAGCAGAUGCAUCGCGAUAUGUUUUUAGAAACGAAAGUGUCCCACCUUUCUCUCCCUACGAAGUAAAGGUUGGAGUUUACAACAACCAAGGUGAAGGACCUUACAGCUCAGUAAUCACUGUGUUUUCAGCAGAGGAGGAGCCCACUGUAGCACCGUUCAAUGUCUCAGCCAGAAGUCUGUCAGCCUCAGAAGUCCAGGUUUUCUGGGAAGCUAUUCCUUGGGAGACAAACAAAGGAAAAGUGCGGGGUUAUGAGAUAUGGUACUGGACAGAUGAUGAAAAUGAAGAUGUCGCAAGCAAAAUGACAUCAAAAGGAAACCACACGACGACAAAGGUCACAGGAUUGAAAGGCAGCACAUUUUAUUACAUGGUGGUCACAGCAUACAGCAGUGCUGGAACUGGGCCUGCCAGUCCUCCCGUUAACGUCACAACGAAGAAACCGCCACCAAGUCAAGCACCUGGAAAAAUAAGGUGGGAAUCAGCGAGCUCCAGGGUUGUCCUAAACUGGGACCAUGUCAAAGCAAUGGAAAAUGAAUCUGAAGUGACAGGAUACAAAGUUUUGUACAGAAACAACAGACAGAGCAGGACAAAGGUGAUAGAAACCAAUAACACAUCUGUGGAGCUUCUACUCCCCGAUGAUGCUGAAUAUAUCAUUGAAGUGAAGACCUUCAGCGAUGGAGGAGAUGGAAUUAGCAGUCCUCAAAUCAGGAUCCCCAGAAUGUCAUAUCCAGACGGUGGAAAAAGUGGAGCCUCAGCAUCGAACACUUGUACAUUGUCAGCCUUUAGUACGAUAGUGCUAUCUUUGUCAGCCAGAUCAGCAUUAUGGUGAAAACAUACACUGACUUACCUGACAUCCUUUAAUCAGUCAAAGAUCUAAAGACUUGUAAUGAGUAAAUCUACAAAUUUUGCUAUUGUGCAUUUACUGACCCACCAAUGUUAUCUUUUCCUAUAAAUCUUUAUGACUGUACAUUUUGUCAUUUCAAAUUUAUGUGGACAAACCAGUAAUUACCAGUACAAUUCAUGCAACAGGUUAAAUUAAGACAUAUGUUCUUUGCCUGAGGUUUUGUUUGGGUUUUUCAAAUGCACUAAAGUCAACAUCUGAAAAACAUCAGACACUUGAUGUUACCAAAGCGUACAAUCUAAUGGUUUGCAUAUAAUGUACAGAUGGCUAUAUUUAUACAUGUGAAAUGUUCAGUAUUUUGAAAUUAUUAUUUAGCACAAUUUUUUUAAGUAUCUUGGAAUGUGUUGUUGGUUUUAACAUUGUAAUACAAUUUUCAAAUUUGUCACCUGUACCAGAAAUCAUUGUUGCCUGUAUGAAAAUAGGAGAUUUAACCAGAUAACAUUGGUGCAGUAUCUAUACCUUAACUGACAAAGAUUUCUCUGGAAUAUCCAGGCGCAGUCAUAACAAAUGAAAAAUAAAAUGUAUGUACUCACUUCCACAUUUCACAACUAUUGAUGACUUCCUAUGAUUUGAAAUGCAUUAUAUUUUUGUUGCAGCAAGCCAACCUGGAUUAUCUAGUAUAUUCUAAUGUAGUAACAAGCAAUGAAGUUUAAUUAAAAUAUAAUGACGAACAAGGCUAAAAUUGAUUGUUAGGUAUGCAUUGGUCAAGUGUAAUAUGCAGCAUAUUUACAAAGUCUAUAGCUGGGGGAGGGGGAGAAGUAAGACAACAGACGAUAAAGGUGAAAUAAAUCAAAUCUGUGAUGUUGCAUGUGAAGGUGCAUUUAUUUUUCUGUUAAAUUAAUGUACAUAAGUCUUACAGUGCAUAUUUGUAAAUAUACAUCAGGAGCAACAUAAUUUUACAAUAAGCUGUUACUAGAUUAGCUGUAAAGGUGAGCUGGUCAGUUUGAUUACCGGAUUGAAUCUAAAUGGUUGUUAUAGUCUUUUAAAAGUUUGAUCUACUUUCAGAAAAAUAAUUGUUUACAACUAUGUUUUUUAAACUUCAAAUCUGUUUUAUAUUUUUCAUUUGUCUGUUAUGACUGGCCACUGUUAAUGUAGGCAGCAGUAUUUACAUUUAAAUAUUGUUUGCUUAAUUCUGUAAAUAGUAAUUUGACAAAAAUCCUUUGAAAUAAACCUGCCUUGAAACAGUUUCCCCCCAUUAUCAUCCUCUUAAUAAUCCCCUAGAAUACUAUUUUCUAUCUGUCGUAAAUAACAGUUUUUCACGAUCCUAUCUUUUUGCCAAAGGAUCAAGACAAAUAUUAGAAGCCAAGUUUGGGAGAUGUACAUUUAUAGUUUAGGUACAGGUUCAUAUUUAGAAUUAGGAUUGUAAUAUAAAUGGCAUUGUAUGAACAAGACUCAGUUUAAAUAUAAUGUCCGCAUAGGGCUAUAAAUAUGCACAUAUUUUGAACUCCCGUGGCAAUGUUCACAGGUAAUUUGGUUUCUGAUCUUUGCCAUGGCACCACUGAGGCCUAAAUGUGAGACCAAUUCAUUCAUCCCUGUCACACAUUGGCUCAGACAUUCCUAUAAAAGUGACAGUGAAGCUAAUGUACUAUCUGUAACUUGCACUACUUCAGCUGAGGAGGAGGAGGUACAGAGUUGAAGUGAAAAGUUACUGAUCCAGUUACAAACAUGCAUCAGUAGCUCUGCUGAAAUGGCGUGUUGCUGUCCGGCUCAUCAUUGAAAUGCAUUGAACAUUGUAAAAUUGCUGCUUUUGUCGUAGUUGCAAAUUAAACUUCAGAGAAAUUUAAA